AGCCGGCCUAGAAAGCAGACAAUAUGUUUGAGUUUCUCUCGUGUGUUAUCCUGGGAUGGACUUUGUGAUUGCAUUAGUAGGGUAUACAAACCCACUCAACUGCAGACAUUUGACGGCAAUCUCGUAUUGCGGGACUUCGCUGAGACUUUAGUCUUGUCGGCUAGCAGUAGGUUGCCUUUACCGCUAGCGUAUAGUCUACUGCUGGUACUCCUGUUGUGUUAGCUAGCUGGAACACGACAAAAGUGUAUUAAAAUGUCGGAUACAAAGGUAAAAGUUGCGGUUAGAGUUCGGCCUAUGAACCGAAGAGAAAUUGAGUUAAGCACAAAAUGUGUGGUGGACAUGGAAGAGAACCAAACUAUUCUUCACCCUCCGCCCUCGAACAACACGAAAGGGGAAAACAGCAGGAGACAGUCAAAGGUGUUUGCCUUUGACCACUGUUUCUGGUCCAUGGACGAGUCCAACAUGCUCAAGUAUGCAGAUCAGGAGGUGGUGUUCCAGUGUCUUGGCGAGGGUGUCCUUGACAACGCCUUUCAGGGGUAUAACGCCUGCAUCUUCGCCUACGGACAGACGGGCUCAGGGAAGUCCUUCUCUAUGAUGGGCAGCGGGGACAACCCCGGCCUGAUCCCUCGGCUCUGUGGCGCCCUCUUCAGGCGGGUGGCGCUGCUGCAUAGCCCCGCCCACUCCUUCAAGGUGGAGGUGUCCUACAUGGAGAUCUACAACGAGAAGGUCCGGGACCUGCUCGACCCAAAGGGGAGUGGCCAGUCUCUGAAGGUGCGGGAGCAUAAAGUUCUGGGCCCGUAUGUGGACGGACUCUCUCAGCUGGCCGUCACAAACUUUGAGGACAUUGAUUCUCUGAUGUCAGAGGGUAAUAAGUCUCGUACGGUCGCCGCCACCAACAUGAACGAGGAGAGCAGUCGCUCCCACGGCGUCUUCUGCAUCAUCGUCACACAGACACUCUGUGACCUACAGUCAGGGAACUCCGGUGAGAAGGUGAGUAAGAUGAGUCUGGUGGAUCUGGCGGGAUCAGAGCGAGUCUCAAAGACUGGAGCCGCUGGAGAGAGACUCAAGGAGGGCAGCAACAUCAACAAGUCUCUCACCACUCUGGGCUGUGUGAUCUCCGCUCUGGCUGACGCGUCGUCUGGAAAAGGGAAGAAUAAAUUUGUGCCUUACAGGGACUCUGUGCUCACCUGGCUCCUAAAGGACAGUCUGGGUGGCAACAGUAAGACGGCGAUGAUCGCCACGGUGAGCCCGGCGGCGGAUAACUACGAGGAGACGCUGUCCACCCUCCGCUACGCCGACCGCGCCAAGCGCAUCGUCAACCACGCCGUCGUCAACGAGGACCCCAACGCUCGCAUCAUCAGGGAACUACGGGAGGAGGUGGAGAAGCUGCGGGACCAGCUCAACCAGGCAGAGUCCUUGAAAGCCCCGGAGCUGAAGGACAGGCUGGAGGAGUCGGAGAAGCUGAUUCAGGAGAUGACCGUCACCUGGGAGGAGAAGCUGAGGAAGACCGAAGAGAUUGCACAGGAGCGACAGAAACAGCUGGAGAGUAUGGGGAUCUCUCUGGAAUCUUCCGGAAUCAAAGUGGGGGAGGACAAGUGCUUCCUGGUCAACCUGAACGCUGACCCCGCCCUCAACGAGCUGCUCGUCUACUACCUGAAGGACCACUCUCGUGUGGGUGCAGACACGUCUCAGGACAUCCAGUUGUUCGGCAUCGGCAUCCAGCCUGAACACUGCUGCCUGGACAUCAGCCCGGAGGGGGACGUCACACUCAGUCCUGUGGACAACGCCAGGACGUGUGUGAACGGGAUGCUGGUGCACAGUCCUGUCAACCUGUGGCACGGGGACCGCAUACUGUGGGGCAACAACCACUUCUUCAGGAUCAACCUGCCGAAGCGUAAGCGCCGAGAGCGCCUGAAGAGGGGGCGGGGGGCGGAGCGAGACGCCUGCGCGGACGGCGACGUGGAGACGACCAGCGAGACGGCCAGCGAGGCGUCUUCAGAGCAGGACUACAGCUACGAGUUCGCCCAGAUGGAGGUCAUGAUGAAGACGCUGGCCAGCAACGACCCCACACAGACGGUGGUCCAUGCGUUGGAGAAGCAGUACCUUCAGGAGAAGCACACGGCUCUGGAGGAGCAGAGAGUCAUGUACGAGAGAGAGUUGCAGUCGCUACGGCAACAGCUGUCACCCGAGCGACCAGCCCAUCACCACCGCCUCACCAACCCUACACACACACCCCACGCCAAACAACGCCUGUGGACAGAGGAGAGAGAUGAGUUGUUCAGGCAGAGUCUGGCUCGUCUGCGGGAGCAGGUGGUGCGUGCGAACACACUUGUGCGUGAGGCCACCUAUCUCUCUGAGGAGAUGAACACACACACCGACUACCAGGUCACACUGCAGAUCCCUGCUGCCAACCUGAGUGCCAACCGCAAGCGCGGGGCCAUCGUGAGUGAACCUGCCAUCCAGGUGCGGCGAAAGGGGCGUGGCACUCAGGUGUGGAACAUCGAGAAGCUGGAGAACAAACUGGUGGACAUGAGAGAGCAGUACACUGAGAGGAGGGGGAGAGUAGUGACGGCCAUGAAGCAGAGUAAAAGGCCUGAUCCAUUCUAUGAGGCUCAGGAGAACCAUAACCUGAUUGGAGUGGCCAACAUCUUCCUGGAGUGCCUGUUUCACGACGUCAAACUACAGUAUGCAGUACCCAUCAUCAGCCAGCAGGGGGAGGUGGCGGGACGCCUUCAUGUGGAGCUGAUGCGUGUGUCUGGUGUGUUGUUGGAGCGUGUUGCCGGGAGCGACGACUCGUCUGAGAACUCCAGCGAGAGCUAUGAGGUCAUGGAGCCCAGCGGAGAGAUGGUGCACCUGGCCCGCAAACUCACCUGCAGGGUGUGUAUCCGUGAGGCCACAGGCCUCCCCCCCAGCCUCUCCAACUUCGUCUUCUGUCAGUACGGCUUCUGGGGGCAGGCGGAGCCAGCUGUAGCCCCGCCCAUGGUCAGUCCAGACACGCCCACCCAUCGCCCUGGCGACGGCCCGUUUACUGUACGCUUCGACCACUGCAAGGACUACGUGGUGCAUGUGACUGAGGAGUUUGUGGAGUUCAUCUGUGAGGGCGCUCUGGCCAUAGAGGUUUGGGGGCAUCGCUGUGCAGGAAACGGCUCCCCCCGCUGGCAGCCCAGUGCACUGCAGGCCAAGACACGCACACUGCAGGACAGGUGGAGUGAGGUGUCUAGGCAGCUGGAGCUGUGGGUUUCCAUCCAGGAGCUGAAUGAACAGGGGGAGUAUUCUGCUGUAGAGCUGAGCCCUGCCAAGGACGUCAACACUGGGGGCGUCUUCCAGCUGCGACAGGGUCACUCUCGCAGGCUGCUGGUGUGUGUGCGGCCGGUGCAGUUCUCCGGAACGCUGCCCCUGCUGGUGGAGGCGCUCCUGUCCGUGUCCGUCGGGUGUGUGUCCGUGCGCUCCACCAAACUACAGCGCCCUCUCGACAGCUACCAGGAGGAAGAUGGAGAGGUGGAUAGUUAUCAGGAGGAUGAUCUCAACUGUGUGAGACAGCGCUGGUCUGAAGCGCUGGUUAAGAGGAGAGAGUACCUCGACGAACAGAUUAAGAAGAUCAUCAACAAACCUGAUAAAUCUGAGGAGGAUAUGGAGAGGGAGGCGCGGCUCGUGGAGCAGUGGGUGGGGCUUACAGAGGAGCGGAAUGCUGUUCUGGUGCCAGCGCCAGGAAGUGGAAUACCAGGAGCCCCCGCCCACUGGACACCCUCUCCUGGUAUGGAGGUUCACACACCUGUGCUGUUCCUGGACCUGAAUGCUGACAGCCUUGCAGUGAGUGAUCAGCUCACUGGUCCUCAGAUUGCUGGUGUGAACUCCAUCCUGCCCAAAGAACACGGCAGCCAGUUCUUCUACCUACCCAUCAUCAGGCACAGCGAUGAGGAGGUGUCGGGCGUGUGCUCGUGGGACUCGUCCAUCCACGACUCUCCUCACCUCAACCGCAUCACCGGUCCAGGGGAGCGCAUCUACCUCAUCGUCAAGGCAACCGUGCAGCUCACACACCCCGCCAACAUGGAGCUGGUCCUCAGGAAGAGGAUCGCCGUCAACAUCUACAACAAGCAGAGUUUCACCCAGAGCCUGAAGAGACGCAUGUCGCUGAAGAACACACUCUACUCCUGUGGAGUCACCUACGAGGUCGUGUCCAACAUCCCGAAGGCGUCUGAGGAGGCGGAGGAGAGGGAGACGUUGGCUCUGAUGGCCGCCCGAGGGGAGGUGGAGGAGGAGGCGCAGGACGGGGAGACCUACAUCGAGAAAUACACACGGGGCGUCUUAGAGGUGGAGAACAUCCUCAGCCUGGAGCGACUGAGACAGGCGGUGAUGGUGAAGGAAGCUCUCUCUGUGAAAAACAGACACAUCAGAAGAAGCCUGAGCACACCCAAUGUACAACACUCUCCAUGUUGUAGAGGAGAACUAUCAGGUUGUGAGGAUGAAGACUUUAAGAGCAAGUGUGAAAGCCAGCAGGAUCUUACAGAGUGUGUGUUCCAGGACCCCACAGUCUGUCCCUCCUCCACCCCCACCAAGAACCGAGAGAAUCAUGGUUCUGCCCCAGAGAGCCCGGUGUGGCUGUCGAGUCCGUUUAAGGUUCUGCCUGUCCAGCCUCAGAGGUUCCUGCAGGCCCUCCUCCCCGUCAGAGAGGAGCAGGGGGGGGGCAGGGAGGCGCGGCCGCUACUGGGGCAGGAGAGCAUGCGCUGGGCUGAGGAGAGCUCACCGCUGCCCCCUGCCUGCCACUGGCCACAUCACAGCCACAGACUCACUCAGCCACCACAAGCACACACUGCUGACUCAGACGAGGAGGAGUGUGUCCCUCUCAGCCCCACCCAGGACGAGCCCCCGCCGUUCCAGCCGUACGUUCCGGAAGAGUUCGCCAACUUCGAGGUGUACAACGCCAGCCUGGAGGCGAGUGUGUGUGACGGCAGCCUGGAGGCAGGUGUGUGUGUGCGCGGGGAGCGUGGGCGUGCCGGGGCGAGUGUGUGUGAGCGGGAGGAGUGUGUGUCCCGCAGCCCCACGGUCAGCAGCUGCACCAGCGGAUACUUCUCUCACAGCGCCUCCAGCGCCACCCUCUCCGACGCCGCCCAAUCAGACGCCACGCUGGGCGAAACCAGCCAAUCAGACGCCACGCUGGGCGAAACCAGCCAAUCAGACGCCACGCUUGGUGAUGUUGCUCUCCUCAACAGCAGCAGCUCAGAUCAGCUCAGCCAAGACCCCACCCACACUACUGAAGCCACGCCCACCCAUUCGCACAGCCCCUCCUCUCUGUCUCCGCCUCUCUUUGUAGACUGCUGCCAUGGCGACGGUGAUGCUCUGACCCCCCCCGCCCCCCCCCUCUGCACUCUCAGCACCAGUCCAGAGUUUUCGGACUUCCAGAGAGCAGGUGAGGGGCUGGGGGGGGGGGGGAGCUGGCCCCCCCUGGCCAAACUCACCUCUCUGACCCCCCCCACCCAGGCCCUGCCCCCCCCUCUGCACAACGGCCAGUGCGCCGGGCCCCCCCAGCAGGAGGAGGAGGGCGGUCCUGUGGAGCAGCUCCCUGAUUGGAUGGCUCCAGGGGAGCUGGUGUGGGUGGGCGGGCACUGUGGAACUGUGCGCUACGUCGGGGGGGUGGAGUUUGCUGCUGGGAUCUGGGUGGGAGUGGAACUGGAGCUCGCUGUCGGCAAGCACAAUGGUACGGUCCAGGGCCGCGUCUACUUCCGCUGUGAGGGGGGGCAUGGCGUGUUGGUUCAGCCCGCCCACCUGAGCCGCCACCCCCCCAUCUCAAACUCCGCCCCGGUCCAGCCUCUCCUACUGUAACCCCCCCCACCCCCCCCCCCCCGAGUCCAGCCUGGUGCCUCUAUACUGCAGAGGUGUGUGUGUGUGUGUGUGUGUGUGUGUGUGUGUGUGUGUGUGUGUGUGUGUGUGUGUGUGUGUGUGUGU
Clupea harengus (Atlantic herring) is the source of this 5943-nucleotide messenger RNA. RefSeq names its product kinesin family member 13A (gene kif13a). Gene Ontology annotation, biological process: microtubule-based movement. Gene Ontology annotation, molecular function: microtubule binding; microtubule motor activity; ATP binding. Lineage: Eukaryota; Metazoa; Chordata; Actinopteri; Clupeiformes; Clupeidae. The record is from RefSeq and is a predicted model, not a curated record.